Poecilia latipinna (sailfin molly) is the source of this 881-nucleotide messenger RNA. RefSeq names its product proteasome 20S subunit alpha 6a (gene psma6a). Gene Ontology annotation, cellular component: proteasome core complex, alpha-subunit complex; proteasome core complex. The transcript has 7 exons. Gene Ontology annotation, biological process: ubiquitin-dependent protein catabolic process. NCBI's taxonomy places the organism in Eukaryota, Metazoa, Chordata, Actinopteri, Cyprinodontiformes, Poeciliidae. The record is from RefSeq and is a predicted model, not a curated record. Bases 126 to 866 code for a protein of 246 amino acids.
GGGGAAAUCUUUCUCCAGUCACUUCCGGUUCAGAAAUUCUUUCCAUGUUUUUGUUUCUCCUGCCUGCCAUUCUGGUUUCAGUUUAAUCCACUUUCUCUUUUUAUUUAGCCUCACUGAUUACCGCCAUGUCUCGGGGGUCCAGUGCGGGGUUCGACCGGCACAUCACCAUCUUUUCCCCGGAAGGAAGGCUUUACCAAGUCGAGUAUGCAUUUAAAGCCAUCAACCAGGGAGGAAUGACCUCUGUGGGGAUCAGAGGGAAGGACUGCGCUGUGGUCGUCACCCAGAAGAAAGUUCCAGACAAGCUGUUGGACGCCUCCACCGUCACUCAGCUGUUCAGAAUCACAGACAACAUUGGCUGCGUCAUGACCGGCAUGACUGCUGACAGCAGGUCUCAGGUGCAGAGAGCACGCUACGAAGCUGCUAACUGGAACUACAAGUACGGCUAUGAGAUCCCAGUGGACAUGUUGUGCAAACGCAUGGCCGAUAUCUCCCAAGUCUACACACAAAAUGCUGAAAUGAGGCCGCUCGGCUGCUGUAUGGUCGUGAUCGGCAUGGACGAGGAGUUGGGCCCUCAGCUAUAUAAAUGCGAUCCAGCCGGCUACUAUUGUGGCUUCAAGGCCACUGCAGCUGGGGUCAAGCAGACCGAAGCCACCGGUUUCCUCGAGAAGAAGGUCAAAAAGAAACUGGACUGGACCUUUGAGCAGACAAUAGAGACGGCCAUUUCUUGCCUCUCCACUGUUCUUUCCAUCGACUUCAAGCCAUCGGAGCUGGAGGUGGGAGUCAUCACGACACAGGAGCCUAAAUUUAAGAUUCUGUCGGAGUCUGAGAUUGAUGCGUAUCUUGUUGCUCUGUCCGAGAGAGAGUGAGGAUCGAUGGGAAAA